UAUGCAAAUAAUUUUUAAGCAAUUAUGCCAGCAAAAAUCUUUAUUCGUUAUCAUGAUUUACUUUUAUUUAUUAGAAAAAUCAAUAUUGCUCUGUAAUUGUGUUCAUGGAUUCAGAAACAAUACCGAAAGCGCCGAACUUGUUUCACACUAUGAAUCAAGUUUAUCAUUGCCAGACAUUCUGCCAAUACCAUCAAAAACUUAUGACAAGAAUCGUGCACCCAAAUUAUUGGGCCAACCUACUGUUGUAUAUUUUCAUGUAACAGUUUUAUCUUUGGAUUCAAUUAAUGAAGAAUCUAUGACAUACGUCACUGAUAUAUUUUUAGCACAAAGUUGGCGAGAUCCACGACUUCGACUUCCUGAGAAUAUGAGUGAAGAAUAUCGUAUUUUGGAUGUCGAUUGGCUUCAUAGCAUUUGGCGUCCUGAUUGUUUUUUUAAAAAUGCUAAGAAAGUUACCUUUCACGAGAUGACAAUACCAAAUCAUUAUUUAUGGCUAUAUCAUGAUAAAACAUUAUUAUAUAUGUCUAAAUUAACAUUAGUUUUAUCAUGUGCAAUGAAGUUUGAGUCAUAUCCACAUGACACACAAAUAUGUUCCAUGAUGAUUGAAAGUCUAUCGCAUACGGUACAAGACUUGGUAUUUAUUUGGAAUAUGACAGACCCAUUAGUUGUUAAUAGCGAAAUUGAAUUACCUCAAUUAGAUAUCUCUAAUAACUACACAACGGAUUGUACUAUUGAAUACUCAACAGGUAAUUUUACCUGCUUAGCUAUUGUAUUUAAUUUGCGUCGACGAUUGGGCUACCAUCUUUUCCACACAUAUAUACCAUCCGCACUAAUUGUUGUUAUGUCUUGGAUAUCAUUUUGGAUCAAACCUGAAGCUAUACCUGCUCGUGUUACUUUAGGCGUUACAUCACUUUUAACUCUCGCAACACAAAAUACACAAUCUCAGCAAUCUCUACCACCCGUGUCGUAUGUGAAAGCAAUUGAUGUUUGGAUGUCAUCAUGUUCAGUUUUUGUUUUCCUUUCUUUAAUGGAAUUUGCAGUAGUAAAUAAUUAUAUGGGACCAAUUGCAACAAAAAUGAUGAAAGGUUAUUCUGACGAAAAUAUACAUGAUUUGGAUGAUAUGAAAUAUCAUCGUGAAUCAAUAAUUGAACCACAAUAUGAUACAUUUUGCCAUGGUCACGCAACAGCUAUAUAUAUUGAUAAAUUUUCACGUUUUUUCUUCCCAUUCUCAUUUUUUAUAUUAAAUAUAGUAUACUGGACAACGUUUCUAUAAUAGUAAAUUCUAAAUAUAUAUAAAUGCACUUGUUGUAAUAUUUAUAAAUGUUGAUUAAUUGAACAAUUUCUAAUA
Molecule: messenger RNA, 1345 nt
Organism: Teleopsis dalmanni
Lineage: Eukaryota; Metazoa; Arthropoda; Insecta; Diptera; Diopsidae
Gene: HisCl1
Product: glycine receptor subunit alpha-4
Exons: 7
Coding region: 2-1270 (422 amino acids)
Biological process (GO): signal transduction; chloride transmembrane transport; chemical synaptic transmission
Cellular component (GO): membrane; neuron projection; synapse
Molecular function (GO): neurotransmitter receptor activity; chloride channel activity; extracellular ligand-gated monoatomic ion channel activity
Source: RefSeq, a predicted model, not a curated record